AUGGACUCCAUGUCCAGUUUUGUGUUCGUGUGGUGUGAGCCUGUGGCCCCUGAGCCCCAGCGCCCUCCCGCGCGCUACUCUUUCUGUGUCCGGGAAGCCCCGUCGCGCAGGAUCCCAAGCGCCAGGACGGCCUGGGUGGGUGGGGGCUCUGCGGUCACCCUUCUGUGCACCAUCCCCGCCCGUCACGUCCGGGUCAUGCCCAAGGACCCUCAUCGCGCGCGCUGCAUCCGGGUCCUUGGGCGUGAAAUGGAGACGCUAGCAAAGCGACUGGCUGUUCGGAGGCCACCCGCGCGCGGUGUCAAGACCCGAGAGGCUGGAGUACACCGCUGCCGGGACCUUGCGUGGCGCACAUCGCUGCCAGGACUCUGCGUGGUGGGGCACACCCCUGCCAGGACCCUACGCCGGGCGCCCAGCCAUCCCAGUCGCCAUUCUUGUCCUUCGUCCCUGCUCUCCAUCCUCGUCCGCGCAUCCCCGUCCCCGGCUCUCCGGCCGCGCUUUUCCUGCGUCCCGGUCCCCGGCUUUCCCCCGUGUCUCCGGCCUCGCCAGCCCAGCCACCUGUGCUCCCCGGUCCGCGUCCCUGUCUGCGCCCUCCUCGAGGGCCCCGCCGCCGCUGCCCUGGCGCUUCCCGCGGGCCCAGCCGAGGCCGCCUGCGCCCUGUGCCAGCGCGCGCCCCGCGAGCCGGUGCGCGCCGACUGCGGCCAUCGCUUCUGCCGGGCGUGCGUGGUGCGAUUCUGGGCGGAGGAGGACGGGCCCUUCCCGUGUCCCGAGUGCGCCGACGACUGCUGGCAGCGCGCUGUGGAGCCCGGCCGCCCGCCGCUCAGCCGCCGCCUGCUGGCGCUCGAGGAGGCUGCCGCGGCGCCCGCGCGCGACGGCCCAGCCUCUGAGGCGGCGCUGCAGCUGCUGUGCCGAGCCGACGGGGGCCCGCUGUGCGCCGCUUGCCGCAUGGCCGCGGGGCCCGAGCCGCCCGAGUGGGAGCCCCGCUGGAGGAAGGCGCUGCGCGGCAAGGAGAACAAGGGAUCUGUGGAGAUCAUGAGGAAAGAUCUGAACGAUGCUCGGGACCUGCAUGGCCAGGCUGAGUCCGCCGCUGCUGUGUGGAAGGGACACGUGAUGGACCGGAGGAAGAAGGCCCUGACUGACUACAAGAAGCUUCGGGCCUUCUUUGCCGAGGAGGAGGGGCGCUUCCUGCAGGAAGCAGAGAAAGAGGAAGGGUCCCUGGACGACGAGGAUGAGGACCCAGCGGAGAGGUUCGGGUCCCUGCUGCAGGCUGUGUCGGAGCUGGAGCGGAGGCACCGCAACCUGGGCCUCAGUAUGCUGCUCCAGUGAUGUGCUGCUUGCCCAGGCACCAGGCAGAGGAAGCUCGUUCCAUCCCUGGCCUGAAGCAGCUCCUCCAUCCGCCUCCUUCUGGACCCCCCGUCAUCCUUCAAGACACCCCAACCCUGAGUGUCUUCUCCUAGGUGUAGAUGUGGGCUGCGGACUCAAAGUGCCCACCUUGAUUGCUGAAGACAGUGCUCCUCAGAAGAGUGUUUGUGUUCCCUUUUCCUCUAGGUGUUCAUGUUUCUAGGCUAUAAACAUUUCACUGUAGAGAUCUGUAUUGGGGGUAAGUUAACCUAAGUGUAUCCCAACUCCAUAAAGUUCUUUUCACUGCCCCAA
Messenger RNA from Mesoplodon densirostris (Blainville's beaked whale), 1650 nucleotides. RefSeq names its product ring finger protein 187 (gene RNF187). The record is from RefSeq and is a predicted model, not a curated record. NCBI's taxonomy places the organism in Eukaryota, Metazoa, Chordata, Mammalia, Artiodactyla, Ziphiidae. Bases 1 to 1323 code for a protein of 440 amino acids. The transcript is spliced from 6 exons.